Messenger RNA from Drosophila gunungcola (fruit fly), 2628 nucleotides. RefSeq names its product dolichyl-diphosphooligosaccharide--protein glycosyltransferase subunit STT3A (gene Stt3A). Lineage: Eukaryota; Metazoa; Arthropoda; Insecta; Diptera; Drosophilidae. Gene Ontology annotation, molecular function: dolichyl-diphosphooligosaccharide-protein glycotransferase activity. The record is from RefSeq and is a predicted model, not a curated record. Gene Ontology annotation, biological process: post-translational protein modification. Gene Ontology annotation, cellular component: membrane.
UCUUUGCCACGAAUUGCAAGUUUGCAAUUCCGUCGCAUUCAAGUUUUAGCUUUCAUUUUGUGCGAAAACAUCAAUAAUAGUCGAGCCUGUAGUGCGGCCUAAGUCAUCUUGGACACCUUGAAUUCAGUAAACCCCAUGUACCGGUGAUUUUGCAACUUUUAAACCGAAAUAAACAACGCCGAAAAACGCCGGCAGGCGGAAGAGGGACAAAAAAUGACGCUGGACGUGGGCGGAGUCGCCCGGGGACUGCUCACCUGGGAAAAGCAGGAGCACCUGGUCAAACUGGCUAUUCUCAUCCUGGCAGCGGUUCUGUCAUUCGCCACACGCUUGUUUUCCGUGCUGCGAUUCGAAAGCGUUAUCCAUGAGUUCGACCCGUACUUCAACUACCGCACCACGCGGUUCCUGGCGGAGCAAGGAUUCUACAAGUUCCACAAUUGGUUCGAUGACCGCGCCUGGUAUCCUCUGGGCCGCAUCAUCGGCGGCACCAUUUAUCCCGGACUAAUGCUUACCUCGGCGGCCUUAUACCGUCUGAUGUGGCUGCUCAACGUGACCAUCGACAUCCGAAACGUGUGCGUCUUCCUGGCGCCCUUUUUCUCCUCGCUGACCACGCUGGUGACCUACGCCCUCACGAAGGAGAUCCACAGCACUGGUGCUGGUCUGGUGGCCGCCGCUUUGAUCUCCAUCGUUCCGGGAUAUAUCUCCCGAUCUGUGGCCGGGUCCUACGACAAUGAGGGCAUCGCCAUCUUCUGCAUGCUGUUCACCUACUAUUUGUGGAUCAAGGCCGUGAAGACAGGCACGAUUUUCUGGUCGACCAUGUCCGCUUUGGCCUAUUUCUAUAUGGUUUCGUCGUGGGGAGGCUAUGUCUUUCUGAUCAACUUGAUCCCGCUGCACGUGCUGGCCCUGAUGAUCACCGGACGGUUCUCGCACAGGAUUUACAUAGCCUACAGUACGCUCUACUGUGUGGGCACCAUUCUGUCAAUGCAGAUCUCUUUCGUGGGCUUCCAGCCUAUCCAGAGUUCAGAGCACAUGCUGGCAUUGGGAACCUUUGGGCUGUGCCAGAUUCACGCCUUUGUGGACUACCUGCGAUCUCGCAUUCCCAAGGAUCAUUUCGAUCUGCUCUUUAAAACGCUGGUGUCCAGUGUGUUGACCGUGCUGUUUGUUGUGGGCACCCUGCUCACACUUACCGGCAAAGUCUCGCCCUGGACUGGUAGAUUUUACUCGCUACUGGAUCCGUCCUAUGCCAAAAAUCACAUUCCAAUCAUUGCCUCGGUGUCGGAGCACCAGCCGACAUCCUGGUCGUCCUUCUACUUUGAUCUGCAGAUCCUGGUGUUUCUCUUUCCCGCCGGCCUGUAUUUCUGCUUCUCCAAGCUGACCGACUCGAACAUCUUCAUUAUUUUGUAUGGCGUCACCAGUAUUUAUUUCGCCGGUGUGAUGGUCCGUCUGAUGUUGGUCCUGGCGCCCGUAAUGUGUGUGCUAUCGGGUAUCGCCAUAUCGCAUCUGCUGGCCAAGUAUAUCAAGAGCGUGGAUGCGGGCGGAUCGGCGAAGCAGGGCGUGGAGAGUAAGCGGCAGCACAAGAAGCUGGAACAGCAGACGGGCGGCGUGAAGAGCGAGGUGGCCAUUGGAUUUGUGGGAGUCAUCACACUGAUGCUGAUCGUCUACACGCUGCACUGCACCUGGGUCACCUCGGAGGCGUACUCCUCGCCCAGCAUCGUGCUGAGUGCCCGGUCGCACGAUGGCGGCCGGAUCAUCUUCGAUGACUUCCGCGAGGCCUACUACUGGCUGCAGAUGAACACCCCGGAGGAUGCUCGCAUUAUGUCCUGGUGGGAUUAUGGUUACCAAAUCACUGCCAUGGCAAAUCGCACGAUAUUGGUGGACAACAACACUUGGAAUAACACGCAUAUAUCGCGCGUUGGCCAAGCAAUGGCCUCGUCGGAGGAGAAGGCCUACGAGAUAAUGCGCGAACUGGAUGUGGACUAUGUCCUCGUGAUAUUCGGCGGACUCACUGGCUACUCCUCGGACGAUAUCAACAAGUUCCUGUGGAUGGUGCGCAUUGGCGGCAGUACGGAUCGCGGGGCGCACAUUCGCGAAAAGGACUACUAUGCGGCCAAUGGCGAGUUCCGGGUGGACAAGGAGGGUUCACCCACUUUGCUCAACUGUUUGAUGUACAAGAUGUGCUACUAUCGCUUCGGCCAAAUGUACACGGAAGGUGGCAAGGCCCAGGGCUACGAUCGAGUUCGGGCUGCCGAGAUCGGCAACAAGGACUUCGAACUGGAUGUCCUCGAGGAGGCCUACACCACGGAACACUGGCUGGUGCGCAUCUACAAGGUGAAGGAUCUGCCGAACCGCGGCGUCUGAAGACGAGCUCAGCACCAUUCCGCUCUAUUCUGUGUUCUGUACAUUAGCUCCCUCUAUCUCUAUCUCUAUCUAUCUCGAACAUUUGGUAAUCUCUCUCUCGCUCAACGAGUAUUAAUUGCUGAUUUCCCAUGCAUUUAGUUUUACACUUGCAUCUAUUUUUUUUUUAUACUUUUACAAAUGUUCCAAGUGUACCAGAUGCGUGUUAGCUCCUUAAACAGGAAAACAGCAUGUAAGCGAAUCGAACGAAAUAUAUAUAUAUAUAAAUGUGAAAAA